This is a messenger RNA of Brassica oleracea var. oleracea, 718 nucleotides long. RefSeq lists its product as uncharacterized. The coding region runs from base 106 to 555 and encodes 149 amino acids. The transcript has a single exon. NCBI's taxonomy places the organism in Eukaryota, Viridiplantae, Streptophyta, Magnoliopsida, Brassicales, Brassicaceae. The record is from RefSeq and is a predicted model, not a curated record.
CUUUUUCUCACUCGUCUUCCUUUUCUUCUUCUUCUUCAUCUUCACAACAACACCAACAACAAAAAAUCUUCUCUACACAAAAAUUUUAUUCAAAGAAUCUCAAAGAUGUACAACGAAUGCAGCUCCCCCUCUUCCGCCGCUAGAUCAACGAGAGGCCACAGAAUGCGAUCUCCCAUCUGCUGCUUAGGAGCCAACGCCGUGGUUGAGCCUGAAGCCAUGAUCGGAUCAAGAACUCCCAAAUCUCCUUACGAGUGGCUCAAAUCAACCGCGCAGGAGCUCGAGAUCAGAGAUCGCUGCCGCCGCGUCAAGACUCGCAUCAAGGUCACGUGCCGCAACAGCAACUGCGCUCAUCAACACCAUCAUAAUCAUCAUCAGAGGCACCAGAGCCAGAGCUAUCCUUCUGUGGAUUUCAGCUACGAUCCGUUGAGCUACGCGCUCAAUUUCGAGGACGACGUGCGAGCGUACGAGGAUGUUUCUUUUCCGAAUUUCACGGCGAGGCUGCCUGCGUCUCCGGUGGCGAAAAGAUCGGCGACGGUUGAUUUGAUCUCGUUCUGAUCGUUUAUUAGUUUAUAACGCGCGGCGGAAUUAUAUAAAUGUUCCUCUGUUGUGCUUGGGGUAUGAAUACGACGUCGUUAAUAUAAAUGUAAAUGCUCUUUUCGCAUAUAGAUUGAUGUUGUGCAAAAGGAUUAAAUAAACAUUUUCUUUUAUCUCUCUCUAA